This is a messenger RNA of Jatropha curcas, 2100 nucleotides long. RefSeq names its product P-loop containing nucleoside triphosphate hydrolases superfamily protein. The record is from RefSeq and is a predicted model, not a curated record. Gene Ontology annotation, molecular function: RNA helicase activity; ATP binding; RNA binding. NCBI's taxonomy places the organism in Eukaryota, Viridiplantae, Streptophyta, Magnoliopsida, Malpighiales, Euphorbiaceae.
UUCUGUUCUAUAUUUGGGCAACAAAAGAAUCGACUGGUGUCAGUGAGAGGAAAAUCGUUUCAAGAUACUGAGGAUUGAUUGUCUGGGUUUUCAGAUUCGUAGCGAUUCUUCAUCGCGGCCUCCAUAUGCAGCUAGAAGGACAAGUUAUGUCUGUUUCAAAGGCAUAUUAGUUGGUCAGCUUUUAUGAAUUGAUUUCUUAUGAUUUCUGAUUAGUUCGAAGCUACCAAACAUGCCUGCAUUAGUAUCAUCAAGGUUGCUCCUUUUUGGAGAGUCAUUGCCCUUUCAGAAGCUGUCUCUUGUCUCUAGAACGGCUUGGUGCCUCCGCAGGAUACAGCAUUCCACUCAGGUUGGACAAGACAGGGGUCCUCUUACUAUUGCAAGCGUGGGAUUAAAGGGUGAGUUUGAAAGGACGAACAAGAUUAAAACAGAUAAACGUGAGAAAGUUAAGCUGGAUUCAGCUAUUGAAGUCCCCAAAAGUAAAGUGAAGCCAAUUGGAAAUCAUGCAUUCAGAGCUGUUCCUGAAUCUCUUGAAAUAGAGUCGACUCCAUUUUCUGCAAAAUCGUUUUCUGAGCUUGGCCUUCCACCUCUGUUGCUAGAAAGGUUGGAGAGUGAAGGCUUCAAAGUUCCAACUGAUGUUCAGUCUGCAGCUAUCCCCACUAUUCUCAAGAAUCAUGAUGUUGUCAUACAGUCUUAUACGGGGUCAGGAAAAACACUGGCGUAUGUCCUCCCAAUACUGUCCGAAGUUGGGCCAUUGACAAAUAAAUCUUCUAAUGGCGAUAAGGAAGAUCGGAAAAAACCAGAGAUAGAAGCAGUUAUCGUUGCUCCAUCUAGGGAACUGGGAAUGCAAAUUGUGAGGGAAGUUGAAAAGCUUCUGGGACCAGCUAACAAGAAAGCAGUUCAGCAACUUGUUGGGGGUGCAAACCGAUCAAGACAAGAAGAAGCUCUUAAGAAAAACAAGCCAGCAAUUGUUGUUGGUACUCCUGGCAGGAUUGCAGAAAUUAGUGCAUCUGGGAAACUUCAAACCCAUGGUUGUCGUUAUUUGGUUUUAGAUGAAGUUGAUGAGCUCCUGUCAUUUAAUUUCAGAGAGGACAUGCACCGGAUAUUGAACCAUGUGGGGAGGAGAUCAGGUGCAGAUCCUGGUGGAUCAAAAAGCCCUCUUACCAGGCGGGCUGAGCGUCAGACUAUACUGGUAUCUGCAACAGUGCCGUUUUCGGUGAUAAGGGCAGCUAGAAGUUGGGGAUAUGACCCACUUCUUGUACAGGCCAGAAAAGUUACUCCACUUGAAUCUGUACCUGCCUCCGGACCAGUUAAUGUGGCAGGGCAUAAAUCCAGUUCAAGCUCGAACUCAAAUAUGCAGCCUGAGACAGUAGUGCAGAGUCUUCCUCCAGCUUUGAAACACUAUUAUUGCGUUACAAGGUUACAGCAUAAGGUUGACACUUUAAGGAGAUGUGUUCAUGCGCUUGAUGCCAAGUCUGUGAUAGCUUUUAUGAACCACACCAAGCAACUAAAAGAUGCUGUCUUCAAGUUAGAGGCUCGUGGAAUAAAUGCUGCAGAACUACAUGGAGAUAUUGGCAAACUUGCUAGAUCUACCAUCCUAAAGAAAUUUAAAAAUGGGGAGGUGAGAGUUCUAGUGACAAAUGAACUUUCAGCAAGGGGUUUGGAUGUGCCAGAAUGUGAUCUGGUGGUUAAUCUGGGGUUGCCUACAGAUGCAAUUCACUAUGCACAUCGAGCUGGCAGGACAGGUCGGCUUGGCAGGAAGGGCACUGUGGUAACCAUUUGUGAGGAGUCAGAAGUUUUUGUUGUGAAAAAGAUGCAGAAGCAGCUUGGAGUCUCUAUUCCUGCUUGCGAGUUUACAGAAGGCAAGCUUGUUGUCACAGAGGAAGAAGAGGAGAAGAAACCUUCAGAGGCUCUAAAAUGAAGGCUAUCUUAUUUACUCUGUAUACUUUCUUCAGUAAAAUUAGGACAACUGAUCUUCUGGUUUUUUUAUCGGAUAUUCUCCAAAACGGAGGUGUAUUGUUGGCAUAGUUCAUCCUUGUCAUAUCUGUUGACUAUAGCUUUAUUUUCGAUUAUUUCAGCUUCUCACUCUUUUUGGCUUUUAAA